CAUCACAGCACCCAGCACAACCCCCUUUGUAUCAUUUUGCGAAGUGUGCGAUUUCCCUUUCAGGAGGGAAGGAGUAGGCAGGUCUCUGAAGAAAAGCCAUGGGACGCAGCCAGCAUCUCCUGUGUGCAGCUCUCCUUGGGUUGCUCUCCAAAGGCAUCCUCAUCGCCGCUGGAAACUCUGCAGCGGAAACUACCACAGAGAUCAUCACGGUGAAGCAGUCAAGGAAGAGCAUCAUCUUGCAGUGUGAAGCAGAUAAGAACGCCAUGGUACAAUGGAAGAAAAAUGGGAAAGCUUUAAGCCACACGGACAAAGAGCUGCCUUUGGGUUUUGCUGUGGAUGACCCCAGAGGUUUCUACGAGUGCAAUAAUUCAAAGACGACUGACUCUCUGCACGUGUUCUUCCGAAUGUGCCAGAAUUGUAUCCACCUGAAUCUUGCUACGAUCUUGGGGGUUCUGGUGGCCAGCAUUGUGGCCACAUUUUUCCUGGCUGUUGCUGUGUACUGCAUUGCUGCAGAGAAGCCAGGCCAGCGCUCUCAAGCUUCCGACAAGCAGACCCUGCUGGCGAAUGAGCAGCUCUACCAGCCUCUCGGGGACCGCAGCAACGGGCAGUACAGCCACCUCCAAGCUGCCAAGAGGCGCCACCGGUGAGAGGGGCACCACUCCUUUACCUCUGCAACGCCAGACGGGAGGAUUGCUGAGGGAGGGAUGGCAACGGGAAUUCCCGAGGGAAGGUCACUUCAUGCGCAGAGGAGGACGUAACCUUCCUUUGAAUCUUGCUGGGCCUUCCUUUCACAAUGUGACCCCCCCCCCGCUGGCCUCCUCUUGUUCCCUCCCCUCAACUUUUCAUUCUGAUCCUAAAGGGCAUCAAUAGCUAAGCAAGUCAAAGGAUCUCCCACGCUCGCGGUUUCUGAAGUGAUCAAUUUCGAACAUUGUUAAAUCAUUUUGAGAUGUUUUAUAUGAAGCAAUUCAUAAGCAGAAUGAAAUAAAUAAAAACAUUUCAGCCCCAGGUUCCCUGUUGAGUAGAACCUAGAUCCGGAGCCCAGCACUUGAGGAGGUCCUUUUUUAGGUGCAAAAGAUAGGAAGGGAUAGUUCAGCUUCCAUCUCCUGCCUUUUCGUUUCCUUGCAUCCAAACUGUAGCUCAUCUCUGUGCAUUGCAUACCUUUCCAAAUAA
Molecule: messenger RNA, 1170 nt
Organism: Rhineura floridana
Lineage: Eukaryota; Metazoa; Chordata; Lepidosauria; Squamata; Rhineuridae
Product: T-cell surface glycoprotein CD3 gamma chain-like
Exons: 6
Coding region: 99-647 (182 amino acids)
Biological process (GO): positive thymic T cell selection; cell surface receptor signaling pathway
Cellular component (GO): membrane; alpha-beta T cell receptor complex; external side of plasma membrane
Molecular function (GO): transmembrane signaling receptor activity
Source: RefSeq, a predicted model, not a curated record